AUGGAUCGAGGCACGGCGAGACGUCUUCAUCCGUGGGAGCGAAUCGACAAUCUGGGUCGGGGCGGCGGUCUAAGGGAGGGCUUGUGCGCCUACUCCUGCCUUGGCGGACUGGAGAAAUCCAGCGCCCUGGUCGACGAGGCUCUCGUUCCAUUACUGGAGUCCGUUCACGGGGAGGACGAGAACGAGUUGAACUAUGUCGAGUGUCUGGUUCUGUCGGGCGCGCUUCAACGACCUCGUAGAUCUCUCGGGAAGCCCUGGUGCGUGAUCUGGAACGCCCUCGCCAGCCGGCAAAAGAUGAUUCCCCUCUGGGCGUUACAGGCCGUACUUGGGGAACGACUGAGCGACGAUUCUCCGCCCUUGGGGCUUCCGUGUAGACUUCGCGGACUUCAUGAACUCCAGGAAUUACAUGAACGUCUCGGUCCCGAGAACGAGAUUGAGGGCGCACCCGUGGACUAG
Molecule: messenger RNA, 456 nt
Organism: Penicillium longicatenatum
Lineage: Eukaryota; Fungi; Ascomycota; Eurotiomycetes; Eurotiales; Aspergillaceae
Exons: 2
Coding region: 1-456 (151 amino acids)
Source: RefSeq, a predicted model, not a curated record